AUGCGCUUCUGGGGCCGUUGGAGCCACGGCUGCAAGCAGCCAGGGGGGCCGGGAGGGUCCCGGCACACACCAGCCGCGCGCGUUGACUCUCCCUCCCUGCCCCUGCCUCGGGCGCCCUCCCCAGCCGCAGCGCCGGGCACCGCGCCCCCCGCCACCCCGUCGGGCUUCGAGGAGGGGCCGCCCUCGUCCCAGUACCCCUGGGCUAUCGUGUGGGGCCCCACCGUGUCGCGAGAGGACGGCGGGGACCCCAACUCCGCCAACCCGGGAUUCCUGGACUAUGGCUUCGCAGCGCCCCGCGGGCUCGCCACCCCGCACCCCAACUCAGACUCCAUGCGGGGCGAUGGCGACGGGCUCAUUCUUGGAGAAGCACCUGCCACCCUGCGGCCGUUCCUGUUCGGGGGCCGCGGGGAAGGUGUGGACCCGCAGCUCUACGUCACAAUCACCAUCUCCAUCAUCAUCGUUCUUGUGGCCACUGGCAUCAUCUUCAAGUUCUGCUGGGACCGCAGCCAGAAGCGGCGCAGGCCCUCGGGGCAGCAGGGCGCCCUGAGGCAAGAGGAGAGCCAGCAGCCGCUGACGGACCUGUCCCCGGCCGGAGUCACUGUGCUGGGGGCCUUCGGGGACUCGCCUGCCCCCACCCCUGACCAUGAGGAGCCCCGAGGGGGACCCCGGCCCGGGAUGCCCCAGCCCAAGGGGGCUCCAGCCUUCCAGUUGAACCGGAUUCCCCUGGUGAACCUGUGAUGCCCCCAGGGUUGGGGUGCAGCCACGCAGGAGGCCGAGGGGCCAGUGCGGCCCUCAUCCCACUGAGGGCGGGCUGCUGUGGGCAGCCCGGGCCACGGGGGCUGCUGGCCCCGGCCCUUGCACGCCGUCUGGAAUACUCAGUGGCCCACGGGUGGUCCCACCUGCCGCCCUCCUGCAGGCUCACACACUCGGGGUUUCAGGUCCCCUCCCCCUCGCACACUCACAUGGAAGCCUUGCACACUCACUGCACCCUCAGCAGCGCACGUGCUCAUGCCCUGUGCGGCUGGUCCUCUGCACCUCGCGUCCGCGCCUCUGCUGGCCGGGGUUCCCCUCUCCCUCUUGUCUCUCAUCUGCCCUCUCCGGCCACGGUCCAUGCUCAGCUCGCCCCUCCGGGUCACGUGCGUGCCCUGGCCGGUGUGGGGCUGCUGUGUGGCGUGCUCACUGCCCCCCAGGACGCUCCUGCCCUGGCGUCCGAGGCCCCUGCAUGCUGCCCCAGAGGUAGGUGGGAGGCGAGCUGGCGCCCCUCGUGCCCCUGGCCGUCACGGCCCCUUCCAUCCCAUGCCGCGUCGUGUGUUUCUCCGUCUCCGCCAUCCUACCCCAGGGGCGCUGGUAUCACCCUGAGGGCUCCCCUGUGGGAGUGGGGGUCAUGGGGCCCUCAGCUCCUCCCCCACCCACUGCCCCAGUCUUGUCUGAGAGGUGGGGUUUGAGAAGUCACCUGCUGCACUGCGUAAGAAAGGAGCCCCGCCGACUUUCCCUUCCUCCAAGUCCCUUUCGUCCGGUCUGUCCUGGCUGUGUGUGUGUGUGUCGCCAUCUGGACUUCAGAGCCCUGAGCCGGCCCUCCACUUCCCAGCUUCCCCUCGGGCCUCCCUCCCUCCACCUGGGCUGCCAGGGCCAGAGCCGGCUGGUUCAAGGCCAUCAGGCGCUCUGCCUCCAAAUCCACCCCUUGCCUUCCUGGGCUCCCCACGUCCCCUCCUUCCCUCUCCCGCUUUCCCUCCUCAGGUUCUCCCCCACUUCUCACUGGUUUUUCCGCCUUCCUCCUUCCCCGGCUCCUAUGCUGUGAUAUAUAUUUUUGUAUUAUCUCUUUCUUCUUCUUGUGGUGAUAAUCUUGAAUUAUUGUGGGAUGUAAGUUUCAGAAUUUUCCAAUAAAGCCUUUGCAAGAUA
Carlito syrichta (Philippine tarsier) is the source of this 1899-nucleotide messenger RNA. It is a transcript of the gene PIANP, whose product is annotated as PILR alpha associated neural protein. The record is from RefSeq and is a predicted model, not a curated record. Gene Ontology annotation, biological process: regulation of immune response. The transcript is spliced from 5 exons. NCBI's taxonomy places the organism in Eukaryota, Metazoa, Chordata, Mammalia, Primates, Tarsiidae. Gene Ontology annotation, cellular component: membrane. The annotation marks the transcript as partial.